AUGUCGCCGUUCCCCAUGUCGCGGUUCCUCGUGUCGCCGUUCCCCGUGGCGCGGCUCCCCGUGGCGGCGCGGGGCUGCCGGGGCCCGGCGGCGGCGCCUGCUGCGGGCCGGCCCUGCGGGGAGCCCCCCGCGGAGGCGCGCGCGGCCGCGGUCUAUGUGCACUGGCCCUACUGCCGCCAGCUGUGCAGCUACUGCAGCUUCAACAAGUACGCGGCGCGCGGCGUGGACGAGGCGGCCGUGCGCGCCUGCCUGGUGCGCGAGGCGCGCACGCUGCUGCGCCUGGCCCGCGUGCACAGCGUCACCUCCGUCUUCUUCGGCGGCGGCACCCCCAGCCUGGCCAGCGCGGGCACCGUGGCCGCCGUGCUGGAGGCCAUCGCCGGCACGGCGCUGCUGCCCGCGCGCGCAGAGGUCACCCUGGAGGCCAACCCCAGCUCGGCCGCCGCCAGCCGCCUCGCCGCCUUCAAGGCUGCCGGCGUCAACCGCCUCUCGCUGGGCGUGCAGUCCCUGGACGACGCCGAGCUGCGCCUGCUGGGCCGGGACCACACGGCGGCGGAGGCAGCGGCGGCGCUGGCGGCCGCGCGGCGCCUCUUCCCCGGCCGCACGUCGCUCGACCUCCUCUUCGGGCUGCCGGGGCAGAGCGCGGCGGGCUGGGCGCGCGCGCUGGCGGCCGCGCUGCCGCUCUGCGACGACCACGUGGCGCUCUACGAGCUCACACUGGAGGCCGGCACGCCGCUGCACGCCCGCGUGCGCCGCGGGCUGCUGCCCGCCCCGCGCCGCCGCCGCGCCAUGUACGAGGCCGCCCGCGCCGCCAUGGCGCACGCCGGCUUCCGGCACUACGAGGUGUCCAACUUCGCGCGCAAGGGAGCCCUCAGCACCCACAACCUCUCCUACUGGCGGGCACGGCCCUACGUGGGUGUGGGGCCAGGGGCCCACGGGCGCUUCGUUCCCUGGGCCGAGGGCCUGACGCAGCGUGAGGCCAGGACGCAGACGCCUGAACCGAAUGCCUGGAUGCGGGAGGUGCGGGCAGCCGGCCACGGCACGCGGCGGCGCGUGCCGCUCAGCCCGCUGCAGCUGCUGGAGGAGGUUCUGGUCCUGGGGCUGCGCACUGACACCGGCAUCACGCACCAGCACUGGCAGGAGUUCUCCCCACACCUGAGCCUCUGGGACGUGUUCGGGGCGCCAGGCGAGGCCAUGGAGCUGGCGGAGCAGGGCUGGCUCGUGCUGGACGGCGGCGGCCUGCGCUGCUCCUGGGACGGGCUGCCCGUGCUGGACUCGCUGCUGCCCGCCCUGCUGUGCCAGCUGCAGCGGCGCUGGGGCCCCGGCACCGACCUGGCACCCGUGUCCUAGCGCUGGCAGCAGCACGCGGCCUUUGUGGAGGUGCGGGAGGUGACGGCACUUGUGCAGUCCACGGUGCAUGAGCUCCGUUGCAGCCUGCAGAGCA
Molecule: messenger RNA, 1441 nt
Organism: Nothoprocta perdicaria
Lineage: Eukaryota; Metazoa; Chordata; Aves; Tinamiformes; Tinamidae
Gene: RSAD1
Product: radical S-adenosyl methionine domain containing 1
Exons: 9
Coding region: 1-1347 (448 amino acids)
Biological process (GO): porphyrin-containing compound biosynthetic process
Cellular component (GO): cytoplasm
Molecular function (GO): 4 iron, 4 sulfur cluster binding; coproporphyrinogen oxidase activity
Source: RefSeq, a predicted model, not a curated record